Molecule: messenger RNA, 960 nt
Organism: Ornithodoros turicata
Lineage: Eukaryota; Metazoa; Arthropoda; Arachnida; Ixodida; Argasidae
Exons: 5
Coding region: 118-909 (263 amino acids)
Source: RefSeq, a predicted model, not a curated record
AGAAGAAGACUGCUGGCCACGUGCCUGCACGUGCAAUUCCAUCGGACAUGACCACAAAAUUAGGUGGCGGACGUGCCUACCUUCUCCAACAGGACCGCGUCUCUUGAAAUCAAAGACAUGUGUUCUAUCGUGGCCAGCAUUGGCCUCAUGGCGGAGGUGGACAUACUUUUCCACUCCAGGAAUCCUUUCUUCAUCUUGAGACAGUUUUUCUGGGUCACCAUCCGCAGGCUGCAAACCGCUCGCAACGGAAUUCUGGCCGCCAUCGUGUAUUACCUGCACUUCAUAAUGCACAUCCUUUUCGUCACGAAGGACAUUGGCAUCGUGUUUGUGAUGACCUUCCUUAUGAGAGACAUCGACGAAGUGUAUCAUGGACUGGCAGCCCUGACGACAUUUGCCAAGUUUAUUUUGGCUGGAAGGCAGCAGUCACUUCCCAUCUUCAAGUAUCUGCUUUUCGUCUUUCAUUACAGCUUGAUGGGACACAGAGAAGACAUCAUCUUGAAACGAAAGCACAUGUUCCUCCUUGACGUGGCGUACCAUACUUUCCAGUUGGGCGCAAUGAUGCGUGCGCUACCUUUCGUGUCACCGUUGGCCAUCGCUACGCUCUUGUAUCAUACUUAUAUUCUCUGGAUAUUCUUUCGAUGGCUGAGGCUCACUGUCCCCGUCGUGAAAUCGGUUCUGGGAGAGAACGGCGGUGGAGCGUUGAGUCCUGCCAUGUCCCGACUCAUCCUGGCCCUGUUGGAAGCUCAAGGCGGCGAAAUUCCGCUGCUGAGAGCGAUGGAAAGAUAUUUGCGUUUGCAAGAACAAGUGCGGAAUCUGACGCGGCAGCUGCAAGAGCACAUCCGUCGCGGCAGAGACGAAGCACGGCAACCGGACCAGCUAGCAGAGAUUGCUAGACGACAUCUCGAUUGAUGUCCUCCUCGAUAUUUACUAGCGGUAAUUAAAAAGUCCGUCUCGAUUGCA